Messenger RNA from Candida tropicalis MYA-3404, 1677 nucleotides. RefSeq lists its product as uncharacterized. The record is from RefSeq and is a predicted model, not a curated record. Gene Ontology annotation, molecular function: ATP hydrolysis activity; DNA helicase activity. Gene Ontology annotation, biological process: telomere maintenance; DNA repair. NCBI's taxonomy places the organism in Eukaryota, Fungi, Ascomycota, Pichiomycetes, Serinales, Debaryomycetaceae. The transcript has a single exon. Bases 1 to 1677 code for a protein of 558 amino acids.
AUGAGCAACGACAAGGUCAAAAAGGCUCAACUUACUGUUGAUAGUUUCUUCAAGAAUUCCAAAUUCAAUAGAUUGAAAGAUCAAGGAAGAGUUAUACCUGCUCCGAAACCUUCAAAGUCAAUUUUAUCAAGUUCAAAUGAUGAUGGUUUUGAUGAACCAGAAGAGACAUCAUUUGACACGAGUACAGAAGUUAUCAAUUUAAGAUCUUCUUUCUUAACCUCACAGACAACUACAACCACAUCUACAAAUACAAACUCAACACAAUCGAAGCGAAAAGUUGAAGAUAUUUUAGACUUCCAACCUAAACGUUUAAAGAAACAAUCUCCACCCCCACAAGUAGAAACCGAUGAAAAAGUUGAGUUAUCUCCAGAACAAGAAAAAGUCAUUGAUCUAGUGAUUAACAAGAAGAAGAAUGUAUUUUUCACAGGUAGUGCUGGUACAGGUAAGUCUGUUUUAUUGAAAGAAUUGGCAAAGAAGUUAAAAGAAAUCUACGGAGAAGCGUUUGGACUUACUGCUUCGACCGGGUUAGCUGCAUGUAAUAUCGGAGGGAUGACAUUACAUGGGUAUUUAUCAAUUGGAAUAGGAAAUCAAUCAGUUGAGGCUAUGGCCAAAAAGAUAAUUAAAAACACGAGAUCUGAUUAUAAAUGGAAUACUAUGAAAGUAUUGAUUAUUGAUGAAGUCUCAAUGAUCGAUGGCCUGUUACUAGACAAGAUUAACAUAAUUGCAAGGAUGGUAAGAAAAAACAACAAACCUUUUGGUGGAAUUCAAGUUGUCUUUUGUGGGGAUUUUUAUCAAUUACCACCUGUUGCAAAAGAUGGAAAAUAUAUGUUUGCAUUUGAAUCUAAAGCAUGGAAGGAGUUGUCAUUGUGCAACGUUGUCUUACUGCAAGUCUUCCGUCAAAAAGGAGAUUCUCUAUUAAUCAAGAUGUUGAAUGAAAUGAGAUUGGGUAAUGUGUCUGAUGAGUGCUAUGAAUUGUUUAAAAGUUUACAGAGACCGUUAAAGUUACCCGAAGGAAUUGCUGCUACAGAAUUAUUUGCUACUAGAAAUGAAGUUGAUGCUGCAAACAAAAGGAAACUUCAAUCAUUAGAUGGUGAAACACGUACAUUUGAAGCGGUGGAUACUUACUCGAUACCAUCGUAUGUCGCUGAACAAUUAUCCAACGGAUUUAUGGCUCCACAGAAGUUGGAAUUGAAAAUCGGAGCAAAUGUGAUGUGUAUCAAAAAUAUGGAAACAGAUAUAGUCAAUGGAUCUAUUGGGAAAGUGAUUGAUUUCAUGAGUAAAGGAGAUUACUUGACGCAAUUAGCUGAAACAGACUUACCAAUAAAUACAAAUACGAAAAAGUACCCAUUGGUACAAUUUAUGGUUGAAGGUAGUACACCGAAACAAAUCUUGGUCCAAGAGGAAGAAUGGCUGAUUGAAGAUGGGAAGGGAAAUCCAUUGAUAACAAGAGUGCAAUUACCAUUAAUGGUACUGUAUGCAUUGACUAUUCAUAAAUCACAAGGUCAGUCUAUACCAUAUGUUGUUGUUGAUUUUAGGAGGAUUUUUGAAUCUGGACAUGCUUAUGUUGCAUUGUCAAGAGCUAUUAAUAGAGACGGACUUCAAAUUGUUAGUUUCAAUCCAAGAAAGAUCAUAGCGAAUCCAAGAGUUUUAAAAUUUUAUAAGUCAAUAGGAAACUAG